Molecule: messenger RNA, 4437 nt
Organism: Cavia porcellus (domestic guinea pig)
Lineage: Eukaryota; Metazoa; Chordata; Mammalia; Rodentia; Caviidae
Gene: Tnk2
Product: tyrosine kinase non receptor 2
Exons: 17
Coding region: 594-3737 (1047 amino acids)
Biological process (GO): negative regulation of epidermal growth factor receptor signaling pathway; regulation of keratinocyte differentiation; protein phosphorylation
Molecular function (GO): ATP binding; protein binding; protein serine/threonine/tyrosine kinase activity
Source: RefSeq, a predicted model, not a curated record
GCCCGGUUGGUGGGGCCUUGGGGGCUUGACGGAGAGGGGCGUCCAGGAGUGCAGGAAGCAAACUGGUUGCCGGGGGUGCAGGAGGGACAGGUGGUUCACGCCGUACAGGAGACGUUGUUGGACGGCAAGGGCUCCCAGCAGGGAGCGGAGCCUCCAGAGGGCCCCAGGACUCGAAGACGCAGGCGGAGGAGGAGGUGGUAGCCAGGAUUCUCCCACCCGCACCUCUGGGAGCUCAGCAUGUAGGUCCGCGGGGCGUGGGCAGCUGCGAACUUGAACGGUGCUGUAAGCUGCAGCCAAAGGACAGGCAGUGGCUUGCGGGGAUCUUCUGUUACCUCGGCCUGGGCUUCACCGAAAGCAGCUGAAAGCAGCAGAUGAAGCUUUCACUAAAGAGCUGGUACACAGAGAUUCAUCCUGAGGAUACAGACUGAGACUUACGUUCCUUCAGAGUCCCCUGGAGCUGCUUCACAGGGUGGCCACCUAGUAGGUGCCUGGGUGUUGGGAGCUGGACCCUGGUAGCAGCCCCUGCUAGCCUUGGGCCUUGGCCUGCACCUUUCUCCCAUCCCGCCCGUCUGCAGAGGCUGGGGAGCGGCAGCAUGCAGCCUGAGGAAGGCACGGGCUGGCUGUUGGAGCUGCUCUCCGAGGUGCAGCUCCAGCAGUACUUCCUGCGGCUCCGAGAUGACCUCAACGUGACUCGCCUGUCCCACUUUGAGUAUGUCAAGAACGAGGACCUGGAGAAGAUCGGCAUGGGCCGGCCUGGCCAGCGGCGGCUGUGGGAGGCUGUGAAGAGAAGGAAGGCCCUGUGCAAGCGCAAGUCAUGGAUGAGCAAGGUGUUCAGUGGAAAGCGACUGGAGGCUGAGUUUCCCCCUCACCACUCCCAGAGCACCUUCCGGAAGCCCUCGCCCACCCCAGGGGCCCCCGCCAGUGAGGGGCCCCUCCAGAGCCUCACCUGCCUCAUCGGGGAGAAGGACUUGCGCCUCCUGGAAAAGCUGGGGGAUGGCUCCUUCGGUGUGGUGCGCAGGGGCGAGUGGGAUGCGCCCUCAGGCAAGACGGUGAGCGUGGCCGUGAAGUGCCUGAAGCCUGAUGUGCUGAGCCAGCCUGAGGCCAUGGAUGACUUUAUCCGGGAGGUCAAUGCCAUGCAUUCGCUUGACCACCGAAACCUCAUCCGCCUCUAUGGCGUGGUGCUCACGCCGCCCAUGAAGAUGGUGACAGAGCUGGCGCCCCUGGGAUCCCUGUUGGACCGGCUUCGGAAACACCAGGGUCAUUUCCUCCUGGGAACGCUGAGCCGCUACGCCGUACAGGUGGCCGAGGGCAUGGGCUACCUGGAGUCCAAGCGUUUUAUUCACCGUGACCUAGCCGCCCGAAAUCUGCUGCUGGCUACCCGUGACCUGGUCAAGAUCGGGGACUUCGGACUGAUGCGAGCCCUGCCCCAGAAUGAUGACCACUAUGUGAUGCAGGAACAUCGCAAGGUGCCCUUUGCCUGGUGUGCCCCCGAGAGCCUGAAGACCCGCACCUUCUCCCACGCGAGUGACACCUGGAUGUUUGGGGUCACACUGUGGGAGAUGUUCACCUACGGCCAGGAGCCCUGGAUUGGCCUCAAUGGCAGCCAGAUCCUGCACAAGAUUGACAAGGAGGGGGAGCGCCUGCCGAGGCCCGAGGACUGCCCACAGGACAUCUACAACGUCAUGGCGCAGUGCUGGGCCCACAAGCCCGAGGACAGACCCACGUUUGUGGCCUUGCGGGACUUCCUGCUAGAGGCCCAGCCCACUGACAUGCGGGCCCUGCAGGACUUCGAGGAGCCGGACAAACUGCACAUCCAGAUGAACGAUGUCAUUACCAUCAUCGAGGGAAGGGCUGAGAACUACUGGUGGCGAGGGCAGAACACGCGGACGCUGUGUGUGGGACCCUUCCCCCGCAACGUGGUGACCUCCGUGGCCGGCCUGUCGGCGCAGGACAUCAGCCACCCCCUGCAGAACAGCUUCAUCCACACAGGGCACGGGGACAGUGACCCCCGCCACUGCUGGGGCUUCCCUGACCGCAUCGAUGAACUGUACCUGGGGAACCCCAUGGACCCCCCUGACCUGCUGAACAUGGAGCUGAGCACCUCCGGGUCCACCCAGCACCUGGGGAGGGUGAAAAGGGAGCCUCCACCUCGCCCUCCUCAGCCUGCCAUCUUCACUUCGAAGCCCACAUACGACCCUGUGAGUGAGGACCCAGACCCCCUGACCAGUGACUUUAAGAAGCUGGGUCUGCGGAAGUCAGGCCUGCCCAGGGGGCUGUGGCUGGCGAAGCCUUCAGCCCGGGUCCCAGGCACCAAGGCUAGCCGUGGAGGCAGCGAGGUCACCCUCAUCGACUUCGGAGAGGACCCUGUGGUGCCAGUUCCUCGGCCUUGUGCACCUUCCCUGGCGCAGCUGGCCAUGGAUGCCUGCUCCUUGCUGGACAAGACUCCUCCCCAGAGCCCUACGCGGGCCCUGCCACGCCCCCUGCACCCCACGCCUGUGGUGGACUGGGACGCACGCCCACUGCCCCCACCCCCUGCCUAUGACGAUGUGGCGCAGGACGAGGAUGACUUUGAGGUCUGCUCCAUCAACAGUACACUGGUGGACACUGAGCUGGCCCCUGGGCCCUGCCAGGGUGAGACCAACUACGCCUUUGUGCCAGAGCCCUCGAUGCACCCCCCAGCGCUGGAGGACAACCUGUUCCUGCCCGCCCAGGGCGGGGGCCCGCCACCCAGCUCGGCGCAGACAGCUCGGAUCUUCCAAGCACUGCAGCAGGAGUGCAUGCGGCAGCUGCAGGUCCCCACGGGCUCGCUGACCCUCUCGCCUAGCCCCAGGGGUGACGACAGGCCCCAGGUGCCACCCCGUGUGCCCAUCCCCCCUCGGCCCACACGCCCAAGGGUGGAGCUGUCUCCAGCCCCCUCAGGAGAGGAGGAACUGGGCCGGUGGCCUGGACCUGCAUCCCCUCCUCGGAUACCUCCCCGGGAGCCCCUGUCCCCACAAGGUUCGAGAACCCCCAGCCCCCUGGUGCCACCUGGCAGCUCCCCGCUGCCACAGCGGCUCUCCAGCUCCCCUGGGAAGACCAUGCCUACCACUCAGAGCUUUGCCUCCGACCCCAAGUAUGCCACCCCUCAGGUGAUCCAGGCUCCUGGCGCCCGGGCAGGGCCUUGCAUCCUGCCCAUCGUGCGUGAUGGCCGGAAGGUCAGCAGCACCCACUAUUACCUGCUGCCCGAGCGCCCUCCCUACCUGGAGCGCUACCAGCGCUUCCUCCAGGAGGCGCCAAGUCCCGAGGAGCCGGCCCCACAGCCUGCACCCCUCCUGCUGCCACCACCCAGCACCCCAGCCCCUGCAGCCCCAACUGCCACUGUGCGACCCAUGCCCCAGGCUGCCCCCAACCCCAAAGCCAACUUCUCUACCAACAACAGCAACCCUGGUGUCCGGCCGCCUGCCCUGCAGAGGGGCUGCCUGGGGGAUGGGUUGGAGACUGCGCGGCCAGCAGACAAGGUCCAGAUGCUGCAGGCCAUGGUGCAUGGGGUGACCACAGAGGAGUGCCAGGCUGCCCUGCAGAGCCAUGCCUGGAGCGUGCAGAAGGCUGCCCAGUAUCUGAAGGUGGAGCAGCUCUUUGGGCUGGGGCUGCGACCAAGGCUAGAGUGUCACAAAGUGCUGGAGAUGUUUGACUGGAACUUGGAGCAGGCUGGCUGCCACCUCCUGGGCUCCUGUGGCCCUGCCCACCACAAGCGCUGAGUGGCAUCUGAGACCGAGGGUCUGCCCUGACAGAGUGACGCGAGCUGCCCAUGUGCCAGGGUGGAGAGGCUGCCCACCCAGGCCGGAAGACCUGCUGUCGCCGUUGUUCUAUGCCACAGUGAGGUCGGCGCCCACCUCCCUCAGCUGGCGCUGGCCCUGCUCACUUGGGUUCAGCCCUCAGUGCCCCUGCCAGGGUAGGAAGGGCCCUGUGAACCAGCCAGGACAUCCAAGGCUAGGCCGGGUCCUGUCCAGGGGACCAGCCUGAGAGGGAGCCAUUGUGACCCGGCGGGAGGUGUGCGCCCAUGCAGAGAGGCCAUGGUCUCUGGUGGUUGGGGCCAGGGCUCCAGGAGCCCUGCUGGCACUGGGGGGCAGGCAGGAAUCGACUGUGGCCUCGUGGACUGUAGAUGUGCUACGGGGCUUUGCCCACCUUAGGCUCUUGUGCCUGGAAAUAGCCAGGGUGGCUUGGGAAGCAGAGAGGAGGUGCCAGACCGUUUUCUGGCAGGGACCAGGGUCCAAGGCCCCAGGGUUGGGAGGAGACCAAGGGCCAGCUGCCCUAGAGGGACACCAGUGCUUCCUGUAUGCACCCAACUCUUCCUCUGUGCCGUUCUGUUUCCCACCAGCCUCUGUCGCCAAAGCUGCUGCCCCAGCUAUCAAUAUCUGCUUCUUUCAGAGAAAUAAAGUUAGUUUCUAUUUUAUGUUA